Lolium perenne is the source of this 849-nucleotide messenger RNA. The record is from RefSeq and is a predicted model, not a curated record. NCBI's taxonomy places the organism in Eukaryota, Viridiplantae, Streptophyta, Magnoliopsida, Poales, Poaceae.
AUGUCGUCGCCACCGCCCGCGUCUACCUCGCCGGCCGGCCAGCUGGCCGCUUCCACGACCGCCACCACCUCCGUCGCCGCCGUCACGUCGCCGUCCGCCCCGCCACCGACUCCCGUCGCCUACACUCCCGAGCAGAUGAGCGGGGUCAUCAACGACCUCGUCACCGCCGUCCAGGGGAUCCGGCUGUACCCGAUCGGCUCCCGAGGGGCCGGCCGCGCCGCUGCAGCCGCCCGCCGCCACCACCGCGGCGCCCGCACCCUGGCUGCCCGCUCUCCCCGGCGUGACGAUGCUGCCACCCCCGCCCCCGGCCCUGCCCUGGCCAGCGUGGCCACCUCCGCGAGCGGCGUUCCUAUCCAGCAGGUUCGCUUUCCCCCGUCGCCAUCACCGCUGCCGGCGUGGAUCACCGCGUCAUCGUCACCCUCGCCGGUCUACUCCGUGGCCGGGGACCCGCCUAUGCCCACACUUCCGGAUGCCGCCGCCGCAGGGUACGCGGAACCUUCCGCCGGCCGCGUAGCGCCAUACGUCCCGGGCGUCGCUGCACCGACACCGCCCCGCUUCGCCAAGCUCGACUUCGCCACCUUCGACGGCUCGGAGGACCCACUCAAUUGGCUCAACCAGUGCGAGCAGUUCUUCCAGGGACAGCGCACCCUCGCGUCCGACCGCACUUGGCUGGCCUCUUACCACCUCCGGGGCGCCGCACAGACGUGGUACUACUCCCUCGAGCAGGACGAGGGCGGCAUGCCCCCAUGGGACCGCUUCAGGGAGCUCUGUCUCCUCCGCUUUGGGUCGCCAAUUCGCGGCAGCCGAUUGGCGGAGCUUGGGCGACUGCCCUUCAUGACCACGGUCUAG